AUGAAACCUUGGAAUAAAAAUAGAGCUAAUUCUUUAUUGUUAAAAGACUCAGUUGGAGCUGCUAAGCAAUCAAUAUACACUAUUCCUAAUGAUAUUUAUUUUGGUAAAGCAAUUGUUCAUGAUCUUGAAGGAGCAUAAUAAGGUAAUAUAUUAUUUCAAAAUAGUAACAUCAACUUGGUAUUAUCAUAAUCAUAGUGAAUAAAAUCCUCCUGAUAGAGAUUUUAUGAAAUUAAAUAAAAUGUGUAUUUCAAGUAAAUUGCAUGAUCAGAAAUAAUUUUAUCUGUUCAGAAAAAGUAACGAUGCAAAAGUGUUUAGAAGAAGAGGUUGCAGUUAAAUUGAAAUGAAUCUACCUGAUGAAAACUUUCGGUAUGGUAAACCCUAUUUACCUUAAUCUCCUAUGAAAAAUGUGUUAAGUGGCAGUUAUAUGAAUGAAGCUGAAUAAUUAAUGGAUAAAAAAUAUGAUGCAAUAUCAAAAUAUAAACAAUAAUAAAAUAAAAGACCUUCAACAGCAACUAAACAUACUAAAGCUAGUAAAUUAGCUUACUAAAGCUUAACUAAAUCUUUAAACAAAACACAGUAACCAUAAUUCAAAUUGAAAGAAUUUGAUAAAGUAGAACCUAAAACUAAAACAAGAUUUUGA
Paramecium primaurelia is the source of this 640-nucleotide messenger RNA. The record is from the annotation of a GenBank genome assembly. Lineage: Eukaryota; Ciliophora; Oligohymenophorea; Peniculida; Parameciidae.